Messenger RNA from Physcomitrium patens, 1925 nucleotides. Its product is annotated as ureidoglycolate hydrolase. Gene Ontology annotation, molecular function: hydrolase activity, acting on carbon-nitrogen (but not peptide) bonds, in linear amidines. The record is from RefSeq and is a predicted model, not a curated record. NCBI's taxonomy places the organism in Eukaryota, Viridiplantae, Streptophyta, Bryopsida, Funariales, Funariaceae.
GAAACAUAAUAUUUUUGUUUCUGGACUCUAGAAUUCUGUCGUGGUAGAGCUGGAAUAGAUUAGGUGAUCAUGCUGUCAAUCUCAUUAUUGGUAAUUUUUAAGUCCUUCAGCAAUUAACAUCUGCUCCUCGGUAAUGACUCAACUGUGCUGAGAUAGUCAGAGAUUAUAUGCACUUUGAUUCCUUCACCUCGUCCUCGUUGAUUUUGGACCAGCCGAUUUACACUCGGUCAAAGAUUACGUCAAAGAUAAUUGUCAGGUUACUCAGGUUCCAAUCUUGUGUUAGCAGAGAAUUAUAAGCUUGCAGGGACGAGAGACUGAGAUAAAGCUAGAACCGAGCUCCAGCACUGGUAUUUGCCUCCGUGUUUUGCUAGCAAGAAGAAUGAAGAUAUGGUGGGCCAUUUCGGGAGUCUUACUCAUCUUCGCGCUCUCGGGGAUUUUAUCGGGGGUUGAUGCGGACUCUGGGUUGUGCGAGAGCACUGACAGUUAUGGGGUUUGCAAGGGGGGCGCUGGAGAGAAUUUGUUUGUGGAUGCAGCCACGUUGCAAGAACAAAUUGACGAGCUUUCUGCGUACUCCGACACUCCGGCACCCACGGUGACACGCAUCCUGUACACCCCGAACGAUGUCGCAGCCCGCAGGUUUGUGAAGAAAUUGAUGAGCGAAGCAGGCCUAUCAGUGCGAGAGGAUGCCAUCGGCAACAUCUUCGGUCGUUGGGAAGGAACCGACCCAACCUUACCUGCAGUGGGAUCCGGCUCUCAUACGGACGCAAUACCUUACGCUGGAAAGUACGAUGGAGUGUUGGGAGUGCUGGGUGCCAUUCAUGCAGUGCAAGCUCUGCAGAGGGUAAAGUUUCAGCCCAAGAGAUCCAUUGAUGUCAUCAUGUUCACUUCCGAGGAGCCCACCCGGUUUGGCUUCGGGUGCCUUGGAAGCAGAGCCAUGGCCAAAAGUGGCAAGAUCUUCGACAUUCUUAGAGAAGCCAAGGAUUCGAACAACGUCACAUUCGCGGACGCCGCGAAAGAAGCAGGAUAUACCGACGUGGAGGAGAAGCUUAAGUCGUCUGGACUGGAGAAAGGAGCCUACUCAGCUUUUGUGGAGCUUCACAUCGAACAAGGCCCAAUGCUUGAAAAGGAAGGGAUUCCUAUUGGUGUGGUGACCGCAAUCGCUGCGCCAGCGAGCUUGAAGGUAGGAUUCAAGGGCGAUGGAGGCCACGCCGGGGCUCUGCUUAUGCGGUACAGGAACGAUGCUGGGCUUGCAGGAGCGGAGCUGGCCCUCGCAGUUGAGGAGCACGUUCUGGCGUCCGGAUCAGUGGACACAGUAGGCACUACAGGAGUUCUGGAGAUUCAUCCAGGAGCAGUUAACAGCGUCCCACGAGAGGCGCGCCUGGAGAUUGACAUUCGAGACAUCGAUGAAGCCCGACGAGACAAAGUGGUGGAGGGAAUUCGAGCAUCAGCAGAAGCAAUCGCGAAGAAACGGAACGUUAUCCUCACAAAUUUUGAUAUUGUUAACCAGGACCCUCCUGCGCUGAGUGGAGGGCAAAUUGUGGAAGCUGCAGAACAAGCUGCGGAUUCACUAGGGCUUGAAUACAAGUUGAUGAUUAGUAGAGCUUAUCACGACUCUCUGUUCAUGGCGAGAAUCUCACCCAUGGGCAUGAUCUUCAUCCCAUGCUACAAGGGCUACAGCCACCGCCCUGAUGAGUUCUCCUCCGUGGAAGAUAUGGCCAAGGGUGUGCAAGUCUUGGCCCUAACCUUGUUGCAACUUUCAUCUACUUGAUUCUGCCUUCUUACAGGUUGCUCGAGUAACGCGACAAACCUUAAGAGCAAACGAGGUAGAGACUAGAGAAGUUGGAGCAAAUGAAUCGUCAAAAAUUGUACACUUGUGUCCAAGCAAUGAAGUUAUGGUUAUCAUGGUUAUCACAAACUUGACAGAA